CCUGUGACCUCUGUGCCUCCAGCUGUGCCCAUUUCACUGCCCUGUGCUCACCUCUCCCUUUCCCUGUGCCUCAGGUCGGCUGUGAUGUGUCCAUCCCUGCACCCGGAGCGCUGCGCUCCCAAAGCCGCUGCUUCCAGCUAGAUCCAGGCCCGCCCCGCUGCCAUGGAAACGGGCAGCCCGGAGGAGCGGGACGGAGGGGACCAGCGGCGGGAGGAGGGCAGGGACGCCCCUCCCGACAGCGCCAAUGGCUCCGUGGUGGCAGCGGAGCCGCAGCAGCCGCCCCCCGGCAAGCUGAGGAAAACGGCCUUCAAGCUUUUUGGGGGCAAGAGGAGCAUCUGUACCCUGCCCAGCUUCUUCGGGGGCCGCGGCAAGAAGGGGCUCAGCAAGUGCAAGACCCACGAUGGGCUGAGCAGCGCUGCCUGUGACAAGGGCAGCGGGACACAGCUGGACAGCCCUUUGGAGGGUGGCAGGGAUGGGCACCYGGGCCCCCUGCCCAGCUCCCGUAGCGCUCAGCUGCCUGUGGACACCGGUGCCAGAGGGGAUUUGGGCCAGCAGGACAGCUCUCCCCCCGGGAGCAUCGAGGGCUGUGAGAAAAAGCCCAACGGGGAGAAAUCAUCUUUCCCCAGACCCAAAAAAGGGCUGAAAGGAUUCUUUAACAGCAUUCGGCGCCACCGGAAGAGCAAGGCUGCCGAGAGUGAGAAGGCAGAGCUCCCUGAGUGGAAUGGGGACGUGGARGAGGCUGGGAAUGCUCCUGGAGUGGGAGUGGAGGGCCAAGAGGCCACGGAGGGCAGAGGAGCAGGGCCGGUCCCUGAGGCCAUGGCCUGCCCAGGGAGCUCAGGGGGUGAGCCCAGCUGUGCUGAGGCCACUGAGCCCGCCUGCCCUGUGGCUGAUGGAGGCAKCUCCGAGGGGGACACGAUGGCUGUGCCAGGGAACAGGGAUGUUCCAGAUACAAAAUCAGGGGCUGAGGCUGCUGCUUGCGCUGAGUUUGACCGGGACAGUCUGCUGCUGGCCUUCCAUCCUGACUUCAUGGACAACGAGCCUCCCUGCCUGCACUCUGGGGACCUACUGAGCCUCAUCCUGGGCGAUGUCACCUCCCUGAAGAGCUUCGACUCCCUGACAGGGUGYGGGGAUGACAUUGCCGAGCCUGACAUCGCCGAGAGCAGCAUCUCGGUGGAGCGCAGCCGAGAUGCCACCAAACGCAGCUCCUGCCUCGUCACCUACCAGGGCGGCGGUGAGGAGAUGGCCAUCCCUGAGGAGGCUGAGGAGUACUUGCACCAGGUGUGGGACAGUGGCGUGCCAGGGGACAGGAGCUACAGGGCCCAGGUGUCCAGCAGCAGCUUGGAGACCCACGCCUCACACGAGGCCGACGCGCAUCCCUACAUCAGGGACACCAUGGAUGGUGUUGACCUCCUGACGCCCCAGAGUGACCAGCAGGAGUCUGCCCCGAACAGUGAUGAGGGCUAUUAUGACUCCACCACACCAGGGCCGGAGGAUGAGGCCGGAGAGGAGCUCAAGAAGGACCGACUGCCCCGGGACAGCUACAGCGGAGAUGCACUUUACGAAUUUGAUGCCCUGAUGAGCCCCUCUCAKGGGGAGGAAUCCCUGUUCGAGGGCAAAGUCCCACGCCAGGAGUUCUUCAGCUACUUCAUGGACUUCUGCAUYCCUGCAGAGAAGAGCCUGAUCCAGCAGAUGAUGGAUCAGAAGAGAGAGCUGAUGGAAACUGAAGAAGAGGGGCUUGCAGCCAUUCAGAAAGAGCUGCUCUACUGGGAGCUGCAGAGGGAACCGGUCCUGAAACGCCUGGAUGUCUCUGGCAAGGAGAAGUGUCCCAGGGAAAAGCAGUGCAUUGAAUGUAAAACGAGAGCAGCCAGUUCCAUUGGCAAGAGUCAGAGUGGCCUUGGGAGCGAGCAGGUGGCCUCACACACCCCAACCCGGGCUGUCAAUGGUGGGGUUUCAGUGGCUAGGGCUGAAAAUCCAGAGUGGAGGGAUUUUCCAGGGACUCUGUGUCCGGAAAACUGUUACAACGGCCAAAAAGCCCCAGGAAGUUGCCUUAUUCAGCUUACAAAGAACAACCCAGGGUUCGAUGCAGACCUGGAUUGUGGGAUGUUUGGGGACUCGAUCCAUGGCAGUGUGGCCCCUGCCAAGGCAGGGCUGUUCCCUGGCUACAGGCUCCCUGAGCCAGAGCGCGGUGGCGGAGCAGAGCCCACCCCCGGUGAGCCCCAGGUGGGCAGCGAGCCCGAGCAYGCCGUCAGCUUCUCGCAGGCGCUGGUGGAGUUUGCCAGCAGUGGGACCCUCUUCUCCAGCCUCUCCGAGAGCUUGGGGAGCUCGGCCUCCAGCUCAUCCUUCACACAGAACCUGCCCGCCCUCCCCACCAUGGUCACCUUCGACGUGGUGGACGUGGAGCAGGACGGGGAAGGAGAGUGUGAGCAGCAACCGGAGCUGAAUGCAGGCGAGGACAUUGCCGAGGCCUUUGACGACGGUUACGGACAGAAAGAGUCGUUGGCUGAAUGUGAUGAGAGAAUGUCCCCGGGGUUCUCCCUGGGCUCCUUCCAGAGCUGCAACUGGGGGGUGGCCAGCCUGCCCCGCCACCUGCGCCUGCACGGCCUCAGCCCCUCCAUGCCGGCACCGCUCUCUGUGGACCGGAGGAGCCGCUCGCUGGACACGGAGAGCCUGGAGUUCGAGCUGGCCGAGCCGCAGGGGCCCCGCAGYGGCCCCCAGCCCUGCCGGCUCUGGGCCAAGCGCGAGGCUGGCAGGAAGGACUCUGGCGGAGCCAGGAGGAGCAGGAGCAAGGAGGAGGGAGWGCUGAUGGCUCCCGAGGGUGGCUUGAGCUGGCCAGGCCUGCAGCACUUCCAGCACGGCACCGAUGCAGUUCCCGGCGGGAUGGAGCUCUGGGGCUUUGCUCCGGCCGGCGCCGUGGAGAGCAUCUGGGAGCCAUCAGAGCCGCCUGACACCGUGUCCCCUUUCCUGCCUCUGUCCCGGGGUGGCACCGGGGAGGCUCCGGAGCCAGAGCUGAGCAGGCACCCGCUGCGGCCCUCCAACCUCCCGCUGCAGCCUGAGGCCAGGUGGGCCCGGGAGGCAGCCGCGCCCUACAGGUACCAYGGGGAGGUGCCCAAGCCGGCCCGCUUGGUACCCCUGGGAGAGGCGGAGCUGCCCCCGAGCUUUGGCUUCGCCUGCUCCCCAGAGCACCGUGCCAAGGGCAAACCUGUGGGCAUUGCCCAGGGCAUGCCACAACAUCCCAGUGGGAGCAGCAGGGCCACUGAGAGCCCAGAGCGCUGCGCCGAGCCCCUCAAGGGCAGGGCCACCCCGGGGCAUGGCAGCGGCYGCAGUGCCACGCUCAGUCUCACUGAGGCUGAGUAGCUGUGGAAUGUCACCAUGUCACCAAGCCAGGGGGCUGGAGGAAUGUCACCAAGGCCAAGUAUCUACAGCAAUGUCACUGUGUCACCAAGGCCGAGUAUCUGCAGGAAUGUCACCCUGUCACCAAGGCCAAGUGGCUGCAGCAAUGUCACCGUGUCACCAAGCCAAGGGGCAGGACGAAUGUCACCAUGUCACUGAGCCAAGGGGCUGCAGGAAUGUCACUGUGUCACCGAGGCCGAUUAUCUGCAGGAAUGUCACCAUGUCACCGAUGCACUGCAGGAACAACACUGCACUGCAGGAAUGUCACCAUGUCACAAGCCAAGGGGUUGGAGGAAUGUCACUAUGUCGCCAAGCCAAGGGGCUGCUCUGGGCAGGGGUGGAAAGGGAAGGGUAAGAGGGAGAACACCAGGAGCAGUUGCAGGGGGCACUAUAAUUUGAGCUGGGCUGAUGCCCCMCUCCUGCAGCCCUCUGUGRCCUCACCCCUGCAGAUGCUGUGGCRGGGUUUGGAGCUGCCUCCAGGAUUCCUUCAUGGACACUGAGGCACUUCCUGGUUUUCCAGCCCUCUCCAGUGCCAAGUGCAGCAGCAGUUCCYGGUAGAAGCUGGGGAUGGACCCGUUGCUGGUGUGGCAGGUUGGGGUUUGUGCAGUGUUGGUGCUGAGGGAACAARCCUUGGGCAGACUUUGGAGGGACAUGGGGUUGUUCUCUUGGUGAAAUGUUUCGGUUCAGACUCACUUUGAAUGUCUUCCAUCUCGGGCUCAGUCCGGGGAGCUGGGAGGAAGAGUGCCGRUUGUUCCCAGAGCGAGGAUGGGGGUGAGUCAGCUGGGAAGGGGAACUUCGCAGCAAUGGUUUUGUUUAUUUGACUUUUCCUUGCCCCGAAGGAAAGCAGGAGUUUUGUGUGUGUGCUGCAGGUCUAGUUUCCAUUUGCUCAGAGAGAUGUGCUGUCCAUGGUGUCCCUUUGAAGAACAGAGUGUUUGUCCCUCCUUUGUUGUGGUCUGUCUUCACGGUGCRGAAUUCCUGAUGGAAACCUUUCCCGUGCUUUGUGCCAGGCUCCUGGCCUCUCCGGGGCCACGGGCACAGGGACCAGGCCUUUGAAAUAAGCUAAAUUUGCAUCGUGCCUGUAGCUGUGAAGUGGCAGAUGCUCUUACUUUYUCAAAAGGAAGUUCUGUGGCUUUUUAAUUUAAUUUUAUUAUUUUAUGGUUGUUUUCUUUGCRUAAAGCAACAGGAGGGAAGUUUAGUGUUCAUUGGAAUUUGGGAGGUACCACAACUAAAUUGGGCUUCUCAACUUCCUCCUCCUGGCUGGAGGGAACAAAAAAGCUGGAAGUUGCUGGAAGGUUUGGGAUUUUUUGCCUCUUUGAAGGAACGUGGAGGAGUAACACAUGCUGAGGGGACAGACUUUGUCUGGGGCGUCCUGUGAGCUCCUGUGACAUCUGUUCCAUCUGGUUCCCCCUGUCCUCUGUGAUCCCAAACCCCCUUAGCUCUGGCCAAACCCCCAAUCCAUGACAAAAAGCUGCUUCCCUGUCCUGUCCAAGCUCUGUGUUCUGAUUUAAAUCCAUUACCAGUGAGUUUUGUUUUCCCCCCUUAUUGCCCCUUUUCUGUUUUUYCUUUGCAGCAGAAUUUGUAGCAUUCAAAAAAAAAAAAUAAUCCCGAAGUGGAAAUACCUGAGUUGUCCCACAUUUGUGGAGCGAGGGUGGCUCUGCCUGGGCCCGACUCAGUUUUCUGAAUCCUGCCCGGCUCGGUAACCACUGCUCUCCCUCCAUGUGGAUGUGGCUCCAUCAGCUGCUCCCUGCCAUCCCUGGAUUUCCAGGCACAAGGAGCUAGUUUGGGGUUUUUUUGGGUUUUUUUUCUCCCUGAGCAAAAUGAGGUCUUGAUAUUCCUUUUGAGAAGAGAUUCCUCUGCCCUGUCUGUGGAUAUCUGGGCAGGAGCAGGAAGAGGCAGAGCCAGGCUUGGUUCAGCCUGUGUGUGCRAAGUGAUUUUCCUGCUGAGGCACAGCAGAUCCAUCUCUGUGGAUCCCACAGGCUCAAACCUGAAUUUUUCUGUGUUUUCCUGCCAGUCCUGCUGCAGGGAGUUCCACAGGGACCGUGGUUCUUUGCUCCCCUCCCUCUGGGACACAAGAAGGAUUUCCUGGGACAARCCCAGCUCUUGGUGCCACUGCCACCCCUGGAGAGGAGAACGGGGUCAGCCAGGAGAAGGAAGGUCCCCUCGCUCGGAGGUUGUGGCUCCCCUUGUUAGCACAGCUGCUAAUGAAUUUUGGAUAUCCCUCAGUGGAGCAGGGCCAGCUUUGGGUCCAUGCCACUUUCACCCCACCCACAGCACACAAACCAGGGCAAACCCUGCUGGGGACACCAUGGGGACCCUGUCACCCCCAUGACACCCUAGCUGCAUUCAGUCCCUGCUUUCUUUCCUUUCAGUGUCUCACCAAAGGUAUCUCGUGGACUCCAGGCUCUGGAGCAUUGUUCAGCCCUGGGGCAGCCUUUGCCAAAGUCCUGCUGAGGGCUGGGAAUGUCUCGAUGCUUCAUGAAUGUUCCAGGGGGUCYGUAGGAGUGCGGGGUUCAGUUAUAGGUACGAGACGGGGAGGUUUGGGGGGAGCAAUGCAGCCAAGGCUUGAUAAUCUGACUUGAUACCAAAGGUUUCUCCUCUAAAUUCGAUGGGAAUUCAAUGAGGCAAAUAGCUCUGGAAUUUAAAUGAGUUUUCCUAGCGCAGUUAGUCACUAAUUUGCUGGAUUAUUGGCGGAUUCUGCCCCGUUAACCCAAAGAAAUCAGAAUUUCCAAUGCAGUAACUCAGCCUGUGAAUGAUCACUGMAGUAGGGAUUGGAUUUCACUGCCUGAUGAGCCGCUCUUCCCAAAAAAACCCACUCGGGAUACACGGGAACAAACCCAGUCUGGAGCUGGAUCAGUCCAACACUGCCUUACCCAAGGAGCUYACAUUUGGGGUGCUCAUUGAGGCUUCUUAUGCAAAAGGGCUUCCCAACCAGAAACCUUCAAAGUCAGGAACAGCAGAUUGUCCUCCGAGAUAUUUAGGAAAAACUCGAGGAAUUGGCCUGUCCCUUGCAGGGAAGGCCUUGCCUGAAGGGAGGAAUUGGGGCUGUGGAGUUGGGAUGAAACCACUGCCGUUGUGSUCAGCCUACCAAGAGGUUCUGUAUUGCUUUCUGGGGACUUUGGGRUUUUCUUUUGUUCGUUUGUUUUUAUACACACAAGAAAACRGUCGAUUUUCUCUAUUUUUGUAUAGUUUUGCAUUUUAUAAUUAUGGGGAAAUUUUACAGACUGUUCUUUUACUCGUGUGUCGUGUCUUUCCGAGUGGCGUGGUUUGCUUUUCUGAUGGAGAAAAGGCCAUUCCUGCUGCUGCCGUGCCAGGAUCCCACCCUGCUCCCUGGGGAAUGGGCUGGGGGCUCUUCCCAGCUCCACCAACACACACUUUGCACACACCUGAGACCUCCUUAACCCUCCUCUGUCACACUCGGCUGUCCCUUCUUUGCUUUUCAGUGUUGUUUUUCAUCUGAAUUUGUGGAUUUUGGUGAUUUCUCCCUCGAAGUGUUGUUAAAAACAGCCCACAGGUUUCAGUUGAGGCUUUCCCUGCUGUCUGCUGAUGUUAUUUUAUCCAAAACUGGGGYUUUUCUUCCAUCCCUGUGCAGGAGAUGCUGUUGGUUGGUGCAUMCUGAACAGGUUUCCUGUGCCCUUGGUGCUCCCUGGCUGGGCUGGGAGCUGGGAUUCUGCCCUGGUGCCUGAGGAUUGUUCCUUCAAUAAUCCUGGGAUUAGCAGGGCUCGCCAGCUUCCCCUCCUCCCUCCUCCAGGGAGCUCCAGCCCUGUGCUCCUGCAUCACUGCAGCAUCUUCCUGUGCUGAUACUGCCUUGAGCUUUGGAACCAGAGGGGAGAAGAGCUUCUGCAAUGCUAAAAUCCAGCCCAAACCACRUUUUCCCCCAUUUUYCCCCCCCAGCAGAGAUGGCAAUUGCCAUGGAUUUGGCUCURCAUAGAUUUUUACGUCUUCUAAUUAAUAACUUGUCACCUAAUGGUGCUUUUAAACGGUUUCUUGGUUGGCUUUGCCCAUUCCUAGCACAGGGUUGCUCAGCAAACAUUCCCGGGACACUCAGACCCACCUUCCACAUUCCCUCUGCCCUGGAAUUCGGGGCUCUCUCCUCUCCAGCUGGGACCUCCUGCUCUUCUYACCCACACUGAGUCACCAAAAGCUCUCCUUGGGUGAAGUGAGAAGUUAAAAUCCAAAAAAAGCCUCUCAGUUCUAAGGAAAUAAGGAAUUAACCCUCAUCCUUGGCUGCCCCAUCCCGCUGCCGGGCUGGCAGCUCCUCCCAGGUGACCAACCUGUCUGAAUUUGGGGGUUUUUGUUUCCUUCCUGCUCUCAUUGCUACUAGUCCUUCCAAGUUUUUAAUGUAUUGAUUGUGUUUUAAAAUGAAUGUUCCUUUCACUGAAUUCUAAUGAAUAAACUGCAGAUUUUUAGAGAACAUUGGA
Molecule: messenger RNA, 7808 nt
Organism: Malurus melanocephalus (red-backed fairy wren)
Lineage: Eukaryota; Metazoa; Chordata; Aves; Passeriformes; Maluridae
Gene: AMER1
Product: APC membrane recruitment protein 1
Exons: 1
Coding region: 163-3354 (1063 amino acids)
Biological process (GO): regulation of canonical Wnt signaling pathway
Cellular component (GO): plasma membrane
Molecular function (GO): beta-catenin binding; phosphatidylinositol-4,5-bisphosphate binding
Source: RefSeq, a predicted model, not a curated record